GCUGAUUCUGUGGAAGCAAAGUCUGUAUCGUAUGUUCAAGGAAGUUAUUGUCUAUGCUGUGCAUUUAGGUUGGUCUUCUUAAGAAUGACAAUUGAGCCACACUGUUUAGGGGGUGACCUAGAAAUUUGGUUACCCAUAUCCAAGAAAUGACUGUAUGUAUAACUCCGUAGUAGUUCUUCUCGGAAUUUCUCUAUAUAUUUUUUAGUUCUUAUUUCAUUUGAAAAUUUCAGAUAAAACAAUCACAGAAGCUCCGGAAUCCGGAUGGUAAAAAUAAGAUUUUUUUUUUUUAAUUUUUUAAUGAUCUCCAGAUUGUUUUGUUUUUGAUUCUUCAAGGAAGGGGGAGUAAAAAGCACAGGUUUUUUUCCCUUUUAAGGACGAUUUUCUCGAUGAAAUACUACUAGGGUUUACGAUUUCACAAAUCAUGGGUAGUUUAAGAAAAGCAAAAUUAGCUAUUAACUCAUUUCGAAGUCUUGGUUCAAAGUUUUUUAAUGGGGGAAGAAACCCAAUUCGUGAAGGUAAUCAUCAGUUCAAUCAAUUUAUUUCCAGUAAUAAUUCAUCAUCCCUGAAUACUAAUAUCUCUAGGGGUUCCGGGUGUGCUUUUUCAUCAUUGAUUCGCUCAAAGUUUACUUCUUUUCAACAAAAUCACCAAAGAAAUCUAUUUUUGAAUGGUGGGGGACGUAGAUUUUAUUAUGUGGAUCGAAAUCAAGUUCAACAUUUUAAACCAAGAGGACCAAAAAAAUGGUUUGAAAACCCUAGAAAUGUAUUGGUUGUAGUUUUAAUCAGUGGAGGAGUUAUUAUUACUGUAUAUGCUGGGAAUUGUGAAACGAUUCCUUAUACGAAAAGAACUCAUUUUGUUCUUUUAUCAAAAGAAUUAGAGAGACAAAUGGGAGAAGAAAGUUUGAAUGCAAUAAAGAAUGCAUAUAAAGGGAAGAUACUACCAGCAAUACAUCCCGAAAGUGUUAAAGUUAGAUUGAUAGCGAAAGAUAUUAUUGGAGCUUUAGAAAGAGGGAUUAAACAUGAACAAGUAUGGAGUGAUCCUGAGUAUAGCAAUCAAAAUAUCGAGACUGAUGAUGAGAAUUCUAGAGAAGCUGUUAUUGCUUUGAUAGGCGGUGGUGAAGGGAAAAUAGAUGGGAAUUGGAGGAAAGAAGAGGAAGUUCUUGAUGAUAAAUGGGUUCAAGAAAGUAGAAAGAAAGGUCGAGAGAAAGGUGCUAAAGUUGCUACUCAUCAUUUGGAAGGAAUGAAUUGGGAAGUUUUGGUUAUUGAUGAACCAAUUGUUAAUGCCUUUUGUAUUCCUGGUGGGAAGAUUGUUGUUUUCACUGGUUUGCUUGAUCAUUUUAGAACAGACGCUGAGAUAGCUACAAUCAUUUCACAUGAGGUUGGACAUGUUGUGGCAAGACAUGGAGCUGAACAAAUGUCAAACAAUAUGUGGUUUACAAUUCUGCAAAUAGGUCUUAUGCAGUUUGUUGGUAUGCCUGAUCUUGUAAAUAUGACAUCACAAUUUUUCCUCAAGCUCCCUUUCUCUCGAAGGAAUGAAAUGGAGGCAGAUUAUAUAGGGGUACUCUUGCUUGCCUCAGCUGGAUAUGAUCCUCGGGUGGCGCCCCAAGUGUACGAGAAGCUUGGGGAGGUCGCUGGAGACACGGCGUUGAAUGAUUAUCUGGCUACACAUCCAUCUGGAAAAAAGAGAGCCCUAGUGCUAUCCCGAGCCAAAGUAAUGGAAGAAGCCUUCAGCAUAUACAGAGAAUCAAGUUCAGGCAGGGGUGUCGAAGGCUUCCUGUAAGGAAGAAAAGUUGCACUUCCUUCAUACCAUGGGAAUGUAUUUCUUUUGCUGAGUGUAUUUCAUAUAUAUAUAUAUAUAUAUAUAUAUAUAUAUAUAUGAGUUUUCUUAUCUGAAUUCAGUGUGAAUGUUGUAUAAUCUUUAGAGAGGAUGUUUUUGUUGCCACGCAGGCAGAUGGAAUCAAUAAAACUGGAAGAAACUUGUCAGUUUUGAUCGAAA
Molecule: messenger RNA, 1993 nt
Organism: Papaver somniferum (opium poppy)
Lineage: Eukaryota; Viridiplantae; Streptophyta; Magnoliopsida; Ranunculales; Papaveraceae
Exons: 3
Coding region: 422-1777 (451 amino acids)
Cellular component (GO): membrane
Molecular function (GO): metalloendopeptidase activity
Source: RefSeq, a predicted model, not a curated record